AUGGGACGAGUUCCUUACCCCAUUCGACGACACAAUAGAGCUAUGAUUUCAGCCACAGCAGGAACUUGUGGUGGAGCUGGAUCCAGCGGAGAUGUUUCUCUCUAUUGUCACCCGGAUAUGCAUAUUUCCGUAUUCAUCCAUGAAUCAGCGCACUCUGCAGAUCGUGGCACGUCGGGAACAUCUGAUUGGCACUCUGCUGUUCAGCAGGAUUCAUGUGUACCUGAUCCCUAUGGUAAUUCCAAUUACGCCGAUAAUUUUGCUCAAGUGGCUGUUCUUUGGACCCACUUAGUCGGAGAAAGACAACACAAUAACUUGGGAGGAGAUCAGUUCGUCUGUAUGAAAAACCAAUUACAACAGAUAAGCAGAGUGUUAGAUGCCUGGCGUAUACAAGCGCCACGCAAUACACUUCAAGCAGGUCAACAACUUGAGCAGGAUGAAGCAUUAACAUCUCCGAACGGUGCCUACCGUUUGGUACUACAAGUUGAUGGAAACCUCGUGUUGUACGUUUCUGAGAAUACAUUACCGGCCAAUGCACUCUGGACGACAGGUUCAUUCAGAAGAGGUCCUCAUCGCUUUGAAGUACAGCGUGAUGGCAACUUGGUGAUCUACGACGGUAACAAUCAACCUAGCUGGGCGUCAAAUACACAUGGACAGAGCGCCAAUCAUGGCCAUUUGGCUCUGCAAGAUGAUGGCAAUCUAGUUUUCUACGACAACAAUCAUCAACCAAUUUGGGCUUCGAACACUUGUUGCUUUAUUGCUCCACGAGUAUAA
Messenger RNA from Didymodactylos carnosus, 771 nucleotides. Lineage: Eukaryota; Metazoa; Rotifera; Eurotatoria; Philodinida; Philodinidae. The record is from the annotation of a GenBank genome assembly.